AUGGCAAAGACAAGCCGAAUGUUUUAUGUUUUUGUGAUGAUUUGUAUGGUGCUGGGGGUGGAUUCGCUCGGUCCUGAUGUUCAUCGUAAGUUUUUUUUAUUUUUUAUUACAUUUUAAGGUUUGAAGUUUAAAAUUUUUUUGUUUUUGAAAUUUGGAAUAAGAUAUUGUAAGAUUAUGAAGGGUAGAGUAAAGUAGGGUAGGGCACGGCGGAGUAGAGUGCGGUAGAUUAAAGUAAGGUGAGGUUGAGUAAGGCAGAGUAAGGUAAGGUAAAGUAGGGUAGUCUUUUGUAGACUAUGGUAAACUAUUUUGUUUUAUUUUUUGAAAUUCAGGUUGUGGAUAUGGACUGCUGAGCGACAUGGCAUGCGACAUAUUCAACUGUGUUUGGCGUGGUCGAUACGGCUUUAAUGACAUUAACAACGACUGCGAGUGCCGCUGCUACUCAACUAGCGAACUCAGAGAUCUCAACACGCCUAUGUAA
This is a messenger RNA of Bursaphelenchus okinawaensis, 478 nucleotides long. The record is from the annotation of a GenBank genome assembly. Lineage: Eukaryota; Metazoa; Nematoda; Chromadorea; Rhabditida; Aphelenchoididae.